AUGGCGGGCCGCGGGACGCCGGGGGAGAAACGCUGGCAGCUGGUGCGCUGGUACGUGCAGGAGGGGCGCUUCCGAAUUGAGGAGAGGACGCUGACCGCCUUCCAGUGGCUCUACAGCCCACAGCAGCACCGCAUCCUCGGCCGAGCUGACCUCGAGGCUCCCUCCCGGAUCGACAAGACCAUGCUGGCAAGCCUGAAGGUCAAGAAGCAGGAGCUGGCCAACAGCUCGGAUGUGGCCCUGCCGGACCGGCCGCUGUCCCCUCCUCUCACGGCGCCUCCCACCAUGAAGUCCGCGGAGUUCUUCGAGAUGCUGGAGAAAAUGCAGGGGAUCAAGCUGGAGGAGCAGAAGCCGGGACCCCAGAAGAACAAGGACGACUAUAUCCCGUACCCCAGCAUCGACGAGGUUGUGGAGAAGGGAGGCCCGUACCCCCUGAUUGUCCUGCCCCAGUUUGGGGGCUACUGGAUCGAGGACCCGGAGACCGUGGGCACGCCGACCUCGCUGGGCAGCAGCAUCUGCGAGGAGGAGGACGAGGGCGGCCUCAGCCCCAGCACCUUCGGCUACAAGCUCGAGUGCAAGAGUGAAGCCAGGGCUUACCGCAGGCACUUCCUGGGCAAGGAUCAUCUAAACUUCUACUGCACCGGGAGCAGCCUGGGGAACCUGCUCCUGUCCAUCAAGUGCGAGGAGGUGGAGGGCAUUGAGUACCUGCGGAUUAUCCUCAGGUCCAAAGUGAAGACGGUGCAUGAACGGAUCCCCUUGGCUGGCCUGAGCAAGCUGCCCAGCAUCCCGCAGAUUGCCAAGGCGUUCUGUGAUGACGCAGUGGGACUGAAAUUCAGCCCUGUCCUGUACCCCAAGGCCUCCCACAUGAUUGUGUCCUAUGAUGAGCAUGAUGUCAAGAACACAUUCAAAUUUGGGGUCAUUUAUCAAAAAGCCAAGCAGACACUGGAGGAGGAGCUGUUUGGGAACAACGAGGAGAGCCCCGCUUUCAGGGAGUUCUUGGACCUGCUGGGGGACACCAUCACCCUGCAGGACUUCAAAGGUUUCCGAGGAGGCCUGGACGUGACCCACGGACAGACGGGGGCGGAGUCGGUGUACACGAUAUUUCGGGACAGGGAGAUCAUGUUCCACGUCUCCACAAAGCUGCCCUUCACCGAGGGCGACGCCCAGCAGCUCCAGAGGAAGCGACACAUCGGGAAUGACAUUGUGGCCAUCAUCUUCCAAGAAGAAAACACACCGUUUGUCCCAGAUAUGAUCGCCUCCAACUUCCUACACGCCUACAUCGUGGUGCAGGCCGAGGGCCCGGGCACGGACACCCCGGCCUACAAGGUCUCCGUCACCGCGCGGGAAGACGUGCCUGCCUUUGGCCCACCUCUGCCCAGCCCCCCUGUUUUCCAGAAGGGCCCCGAGUUCAGGGAGUUUCUGCUCACCAAGCUCACCAACGCAGAGAACGCCUGCUGCAAGUCGGACAAGUUCGCGAAGCUGGAGGACCGGACGCGGGCCGCCCUCUUGGACAACCUUCACGACGAGCUCCACGCGCACACGCAGGCCAUGCUGGGACUCGGCCCGGAAGAGGACAAGUUUGAGAACGGGGGCCACGGGGGGUUCCUGGAAUCCUUCAAGAGGGCCAUCCGCGUGCGCAGCCACUCCAUGGAGACCAUGGUGACCAGCCAGAAGAAGCCGCACAGCGGGGGCCUCCCCGGCAGCCUCAGCGGGGGCAUCGCCCACAACAGCGUGGAGGUCACCAAGACCACCUUCUCGCCUCCGGUGGCGGCGGCAACUGCGAAGAACCAAUCUCGGAGCCCCAUCAAGCGGAGGUCGGGGCUCUUCCCCCGUCUGCACACGGGCUCUGAAGGCCAAGGGGACAGCCGGACACGGAGUGACAGUGCAUCCAGCAACCCCAAGACUGUGGACGGCGGGCACUCUUCGCAGGAGAUAAAGUCCGAGACCUCGUCCAACCCCAGCUCCCCGGAGAUCUGUCCCAGCAAGGAGAAGCCCUUCAUGAAGCUGAAGGAGAACGGCCGGGCCAACAUCUCCCGCUCCUCCUCCAGCACCAGCAGCUUCAGCAGCACGGCCGGGGAGGGCGAGGCCAUGGAGGAGUGUGACAGUGGGAGCAGCCAGCCGUCCACAACCUCGCCCUUCAAGCAGGAGGUGUUUGUCUACAGCUCGUCCCCAAGCAGCGAGAGCCCCAGCCUGGGGGCAGCCACCACGCCCAUCAUCAUGAGCCGGAGCCCGACAGAUGCCAAAGGCAGAAAUUCCCCGAGGUCAAACCUGAAAUUCCGCUUUGAUAAGCUCAGCCACGCGAGCUCCAGUGCGGGUCACUAA
Molecule: messenger RNA, 2319 nt
Organism: Pipistrellus nathusii (Nathusius's pipistrelle)
Lineage: Eukaryota; Metazoa; Chordata; Mammalia; Chiroptera; Vespertilionidae
Source: the annotation of a GenBank genome assembly